CGGAGCUUUCUUCUUUUUCUUGUCUUGGCCAGCAAACUAUGUUUAUUUAUUGAAUCGCAUGCAUGCAUGCAUGCAUGCACGUAUGUAUCUAUUUAUGGACAUACGAACGAAUGACACUUGUGUACGUAUGCAUAGUCGUAUGUAUGAAGUACGUAUGCAUGUACGUGUGCAUGUAUUUACUUUACACGAUGAAAUAGGCACGCCGUUCUACGAAGCCCAACAACGCAGUCUGCACUUGGUGGUGGAGAGCAACCAGCCUCAUGUUGCAUCUGCAGCACUGGUGGAGGAAGAAGUGCGGGAUGCUGUGCCGGCAAAUACAUCACUAGUGAUUCAGGCACUUCACCAAGGCACGGCCAUUAUCCGUGUCAGGCUUGCCGACAGACCGGAGGUUAGUGAUUAUGUUGCAGUUCAAGUGGGAGCAUAUGUGAGUCCUCGCAAUCCAACUUUGCAUGUUGGAGGGCGCAUCAACUUCACAAUUGGUGGAAGGGCGGCAGGGAUUGCCUCAGGCGAACGGGGAAAAUGGGUGUCAGGCAACGAUAAGAUUGUGAAAAUAAAUCCUCACACAGGCAAAGCAGAGGCAGUUGGGAGGGGGACAACAAGAGUGUUUUUCACCGGCCCACGCAUAACUGUAGAUACCACAGUCUCUGUGGUUCAGGUAGCAUCAUUAAGCAUCAGCAGACCGGAGGGGAGCGGUCCAAUUACAAAUGUCGGCGAUAAAGUCUACUUGUUUCCUGUUUCGUUCAGCUACAAGUCUGUACUGAAUGAUGGCUCUCCUAAGGACCAGUCCAUUGCAUUCACCUGCGAGCUCGAUCCUCCGUACAUAGGGAUGGUGAGUGCCCGCAGGGAUCCAGAGUCGGGACAGUCAUCAUGUGUGUUGCAUCCCUACUCUCCGGCAGAUCUGCAGUUGGAUGUCAAGGGGCAGCCUCGAUCGUGGCAUCAGUAUGAUCUUGGAGGUGCAGCCUCUGGAUCUAUUCCGUUGAUUGUGAUGGCUGUUGUGGAGGGCCCCAGUGGAUCUCUUGUUAAGGAUAGGGUGACCCUGAACUUUGUUGGAGGCUUUACGUUGGCGAAGGAGGCACCGUCUCAGGUUACUUUGUUCCCGAGAACUAAUCGCUCCAUGGUGGUGCUUGUUGGAAACGUCGCGUCGGUCGAUGUUUCAUGGAGUAGGAAGGAUGCAUUGUCGGUGAGGGACAUCAGUCGUCUGGAUGAAGCGCCGGGAUUGGCCGGAAAAGCGAGGUUCGAGGUCAAAGUCCUUCAACAAGGAGCUCCAUUUGCCGACGUGCUCGUCUUCACYUCUCGUGAKACGGGGCARCAGUUGGAGCUUCCUGUCACCUUCAGGCCUGACGAUACAAAAUCGGAAAGAGAAAUAUCGAUCGUCUCUAGCAUUGUGACCACGGUUGCAGUUGSGGCAGUGGUGAUGUUGCUUGUAUGGGUGUGUGCAUGGUCCAUGGAUCAACCUCAAGUAAUUCCUCCCCCUCCACCAGGUUCGAUGAUCUCUCCUCCCGGACGUGCCACUAGUCCAGCAACACCUCCCAGUGGCACUAGCACUUUCGGACGUACUACUCCAGUGCAGCAGCCUUUCGACACCCAACUGCGCUCACCCUCUCCAUCCCGACCCGCUGUGCAGUCGCCCCCGUAUACAGAGCAUCUCAGCAGGACAAUUCAACGAACACCGUAUUUCGAUAGGGAUAUGGCAAGGCGCUUCGACCCCACACGGACAUACUAGGGUCUCAUAGAGGUGCUAUGGUGGGUGAGGGUGAUACUGUAUUCCCCUCCCCCCUCACCAAAUUCAGUUUUGUAACUUCAGUUUUGUUACUCUUGUUUCUUCACCUGUCGGAGCACCAAAGCCUGUGAUGUUAGCAUUGCAAUUCCUCGAGUCUUUUCCUUUGUUUUUCACUUAGUGCAGCAGAUGUUCCCUCCAUCCUCCCGGUCUCUCAAUCAAUUGGCUGCGCGGAUCCUUGCUCAUGAGAAUGAUGCCUGGUAGGUGGUUUGUUCGUCAGGCAAUGUGGCACCCCAUUUGUUGUUCAGAUCUGGCACAAACUGCACAAAACGAGUGGUUCAAACUGCACAAAACGAGUGGUAGUCUGUCUACCAGUGUGGAAUCAUGGGAGGACGAUGGAGAUGGGCAAUGGAAAUGAUGUCAAGGUAAGAAGGUAGUAGCAGGUUCGAAUUGAAAUAGGUUAAAGGGUAGGGAUGCUUUUUCUGCUUGUUAGUUUCAUGUUUCAUUAGUUAGGGAACAGUGCCUCAGAAGAGUGUGACAGGUAAGCGAACACAGUAGAAGUAGCAGGAACGGUAGUUUCGUCAGUGCAUGAUGUGGCAUCCAGAUUCUAUAAAGUGGCGCAGCUCGGGAGAGUGGAAGGUGAGGGUUCUCAAUAGUAUGAGUCGUUAGAGAGGAAGGUAGAUUUCUGGUAGCCACGGAUCUUUGUUUUGGAGCGGAAGAGAUCUGAAUCCCAUCGAUUGUAGUUUCUCAUGAUC
This is a messenger RNA of Chara braunii, 2472 nucleotides long. NCBI's taxonomy places the organism in Eukaryota, Viridiplantae, Streptophyta, Charophyceae, Charales, Characeae. The record is from the annotation of a GenBank genome assembly.